Malus domestica (apple) is the source of this 1891-nucleotide messenger RNA. RefSeq names its product serine/threonine-protein kinase BSK2. Gene Ontology annotation, biological process: brassinosteroid mediated signaling pathway; protein phosphorylation. NCBI's taxonomy places the organism in Eukaryota, Viridiplantae, Streptophyta, Magnoliopsida, Rosales, Rosaceae. Gene Ontology annotation, molecular function: ATP binding; protein kinase activity; protein binding. The record is from RefSeq and is a predicted model, not a curated record.
CUUCUUCUGCUUCCAUCUCUCUGUCUCCGGCUGUCUGUUUUCACAGAUUCACUUCUCACUGGGUGAGUCAGCAGUCACCCUUGUCCUCAGCUGCAGCAACACAACACUCGUGUCGUUUGUUGUCUCUCCAUUUCCGAAGCUCUUCACUUCAGCGCUUUCACAUUCCCCUUCUUCUAUGUAGCCCCACUUCCAACACAAACUACUACCACUACCACUGCCACUACCACUACCACUCAAAUGGGUUGCUUACACUCCAAAACCGCCCACCUCCUCCGCUCCCCCGACCACCCCUCUUCUCUACCCGACACCCACAAACCUGACCCGGCUAAUGGGGAUCCAGCUGCGGCGGCGGAUCCCCUGGUGCCGGCAUUCAAAGAGUACGGCGUCGACGAGCUCCGGAAGGCCACGAACGGGUUCAGCUCCGAAUGCAUUGUUUCCGAAAGCGGCGAAAAAGCUCCCAAUGUUGUUUACAGAGGGAAGCUUGAUGGCAAUCGCCUUGUCGCUGUUAAACGCUUCUCCAAGCAAUCUUGGCCCGACGCCCAGCAGUUCGUGGCUGAGGCUUCUGGAGUAGGGAAGUUGAGGCACAAGAGAUUGGUGAAUCUGAUUGGUUGCUCUGCCGAGGGUGACGAACGGCUCUUGGUGGCCGAGUAUAUGCCUAAUGAUACUCUUUCCAAGCAUCUCUUCCAUUGGGACAAGAAGCCAUUGCCAUGGGAAAUGCGUGUUAGAGUUGCAUACCAUAUUGCAGAGGCACUUGAUCAUUGUAAUACAGAAAACCGGAAGAUCUAUCAUGAUUUGAAUGCAUAUAGAGUUCUUUUUGACGAGGAUGGUGACCCUCGAUUGUCUACCUUUGGCCUUAUGAAAAAUAGUCGGGAUGGAAAAAGCUACAGUACCAAUUUGGCUUAUACUCCACCUGAGUUUCUACGGACAGGCAGGGUCAUCCCAGAGAGUGUAAUCUACAGUUAUGGAACUGUCCUGUUGGACCUUUUGAGUGGAAAGCAUAUUCCUCCAAGCCAUGCACUGGAUUUGAUAAGGGGAAAGAAUGUAUUGCUGUUGAUGGAUUCAUCAUUGGAAGGGCAGUAUGCGAAUGAUGAUGCCACGAAGUUGGUUGAACUUGCUUCCAAAUGUCUUCAGUCUGAGGCCAGGGAUAGAGGAGAUAUUAAGUUUCUUCUCACAGCCAUUGCCCCGUUUCAAAAACAGAAAGAGGUGGCAUCUCAUGUUUUAAUGGGCCUCCCAAAAAACACUGUUGUGGUGCCAACCAUGCUUUCUCCCCUUGGAAAGGCGUGUGCCAGGAUGGAUCUUACUGCUGUGCAUGAUAUUUUGCUAAAAACAGGCUAUAAAGAUGAGGAAGGUGCCGAAAAUGAGCUCUCAUUCCAAGAAUGGACACAACAAGUCCAAGAUAUGUUGAACACAAAGAAAUUUGGUGAUAUUGCAUUUAGGGAUAAGGAUUUCAAGAAUGCAAUCGAGUAUUAUUCCAAGUUGGUUGCUAUGAUAUCUGGCCCUCCAGCAACUGUCUUUGCGAGAAGAGCCUUCUCGUACUUAAUGAAUGGCCAAGCAGAGCUUGCUUUAAGAGAUGCGAUGCAGGCACAGGUAUGCAUACCAGAGUGGCCGACUGCAUUCUACUUGCAGGCGCUUGCGCUCUCAAGGCUCGGAAUGGAGACUGAUGCUCAGGACAUGCUAAAUGAUGGAGCGGCCUUUGACACAAAGAAACACAACGCCUGGCGUAACUAAACUUGUACACUUGGAAUGGAUAGAAUAGGUAGAGAAAGUCGUAGGCGAAAGUGAAAUGUGGGCUUUUUAAGAUCCAAAACUUAUGCUACUAAAACAAAUUGCAUGACAAUCCUUGAGAAUUCUAGUCUUUUCAUGUAAUUAUUCUUACCAUUUGAUUUUGUUA